AAAAAAGAAAGGAGUAUAUUUCAUUUAUAAAGGGAGAAGAAGAAAGACUCAAAAGAGAGAGCGAGAGAACAAAUAGAAGAAGAAGCUCUUUCUUCCCUCCCCGCGUUGAUAUAUACCCACCAGAAACAAAGGCUCCCUGUUUUCAAAUCCCUGAUUUCGAAGUCUUUCCCUCUGUAGCUGCUCUGUUUAUAAGAAGUAAUCUCACAUUCUCUUCCUCAUUAUCUUUUAUAUUCUGUCAACACCAUAUCUUUCUAACUGGGCCGGGGGGUAGAUGCUUAUGCUUAUCUAUCCGUUUUUGCAAAAGAUUAGUUCGUGAAAUCAAGGAUCUGUCCACUCAUUCUGUAUAAAACAAUGGGUGAUGGUAGUAGCCUCAAGAGAACCAAGCUUUCAUGGCCCAGAACAUUGGUUAAGAAAUGGCUCAACAUCAAGAGCAAAGCAGAAGAUUUCCACGCAGACGACAGAGACGUUUACAAAGUUUUUGCAGGUGAAGGUGGAGACUGGAAUAACAAUGUCAUUGAAAGAGAAGAAGCAUGCUCUGUUAACACGAAAAGCAACUAUGCUGAGACUCGGUGUAGAAGAAAUAAUGGAAGAGGUAGACGAAACAGACAGGAAUUAGAUUCAGCACAGCUAGUUAAACAAGUUCAUAAUCUCAGAGUUUUUACUGCUACCUGGAAUGUCGCCGGCAAAUCUCCCCCGAGUUGUCUGAAUCUCGAGGAUUGGCUCCACACCUCCCCUCCUUCUGAUAUUUACGUUCUUGGCUUCCAAGAGAUCGUUCCUUUAAACGCCGGCAACGUUUUGGGUACGGAGAACAACGGUCCCGCCAGGAAAUGGGUUUCUCUCAUCAGAAGAACCUUGAACACUCUCCCCGGGGGAAGCUGCCGGACCCCUUCCCCUGUUCCCCACCCGGUAGCCGAGCUCGACUCCGACUUCGAAGAGGCAAACUCCUCGUUCUAUAAUCGGAGGUCGUUUCAGUCACUAAGCAGAAGCCUGAGGAUGAACAACUUUGACAUGUCAGCAGCAUCCAUGCAGCCGCCACAUCUUGACCGGAGGUUUAGCGUCUGCGACCGUUUCAUGCUGGGCCACGACCAAAGCUUCGGGUAUUGCUCCUCCGAGGAGGACGAGGACAAUGUGCAGGACUCUGAUUCUCCAUCCUAUGAUCAAUAUUCUUCUACUGUCUCGAGGAGUGGGUCUUUUGUGACAGAGGAGAGAGACAAGUCUAAGUAUUGUUUGGUGGCUAGCAAGCAAAUGGUUGGGAUAUUUUUAACUGUUUGGGUGAAGAGUGAUCUAAGGGACAGUGUUAAGAACCUCAAAGUUUCUUGUGUAGGAAGAGGUUUGAUGGGCUAUCUCGGAAACAAGGGCUCGAUUUCGAUCAGCAUGUCAGUACACCAGACUAGCUUCUGCUUUGUGUGCAGCCACUUGACGUCUGGUCAGAAAGAAGGAGACGAGCUGAGAAGAAACUCCGACGUUUUAGAGAUUCUAAGGAAAACCAGAUUCCCUAGAGUGAACAACGCAGGGGAGGACAAGUCUCCUCAAACGAUUUUAGAACACGAUCGGGUAAUCUGGCUUGGAGACUUGAACUACCGUAUAGCUCUUUCUUACCGGUAUGCAAAGGCUCUUGUCGAGAUGAGAAAUUGGAGUGCUUUGCUUGAGAAAGACCAGUUGCGGUUAGAACAACGUAAAGGUCGUGUCUUUGAAGGAUGGAAUGAAGGGACCAUCUAUUUCCCACCCACUUACAAGUACUCUAACAAUUCAGAUGUAUAUGCUGGUGAUGAUCGUCUCACCAAGGCCAAAAGACGGACUCCAGCAUGGUGUGAUCGCAUACUCUGGCAUGGUAGCGGACUUAGUCAGCUUUCCUAUGUUCGCGGGGAGUCAAGGUUCUCAGAUCACAGACCAGUCUACAGUUUGUUCUCUGUAGAGAUUGAAUCGGUAUAUAGAAACUAUAAUAUCAAGAAAAGCUCUAGGAUAGAAGUUGAGGAACUUCUUCCUCAGCGGUAUGGAUACGAUGAGCUUAACCCUUACUGAUUCAUUAUCACGAGACAGGGGAGAGGAUUUCAACAUUGCUACAGCCUGAAAAAAGAAAUGGGGUUGGGAACAGGGGAAGAAGAAGAUUCGAGUGAAAAGUGAAGUGGGUAAUUAAUAUAGCUUUUUAGCUGAACAGUUCCUUAUCUUUAGGAUUAUAGAGAAUUGACCAGUUUUGUGCACUUUGAACCAUUAGUUUCUCCACAGGAUGUAGUGUAUAGAUAUGUGUUUGCAUGUACACCUUAUUGAUUCUUUUGUAAUGACCAAUGUGUAUCAAAUUGGAAAACCACACCGAUAUGAUGUUGAACGAAAAACAAAUCUAAAGUGAGGAGGGAACUAAAAGAAAGAAAAAGUCAAGCUUGUGGAACUGUAUAUAUAUUCUUGCUU
Molecule: messenger RNA, 2406 nt
Organism: Raphanus sativus (radish)
Lineage: Eukaryota; Viridiplantae; Streptophyta; Magnoliopsida; Brassicales; Brassicaceae
Product: type I inositol polyphosphate 5-phosphatase 4
Exons: 11
Coding region: 352-2022 (556 amino acids)
Biological process (GO): phosphatidylinositol dephosphorylation
Molecular function (GO): phosphatidylinositol-3,4,5-trisphosphate 5-phosphatase activity; phosphatidylinositol-4,5-bisphosphate 5-phosphatase activity; inositol-polyphosphate 5-phosphatase activity
Source: RefSeq, a predicted model, not a curated record